AUUUUCCGCCAAAACUGUUUCUUAAAAAAAAUAUUAUUUUUUGAUGUAAUUAUAUAAUAAAUUUUUAUAACCAGCAAAUGAUGGAGGAGCAGAAACUACUAAAAAGGAAAAGAAAGGCGAAGAAUGAGGGAAAUGAGACAUUAUUAGUAUCUGCUUGUACGGAUUUAGCGGAAUUGUAUAUAAAAGAAGGAAGAUAUAAUUUGGCCAUUGAAGAAUAUGAAGUAAUUGCCGAUAUUUAUAAAAAACAAAAUAAGUUGAUUGAAUAUGCACAAGCGAAUCGAGCUAUUGGGGAAGCCUACAUGGGGUUGAAUAAUUAUGAAAAAGCUUUAGAACAUCAAAGGCUCUACUUAAAUGUUGCAAACGAAGAAAAUAACAAACUUGAACAACAAAGAGCAUUAGCUACGAUGGGUCACAUUUAUUUAUCGUGGUAUUUGGAAACACAGACAGAUCCUGAAGUAAAAUUAAAUGCUGCCUACAAGUAUUUCAUGAAGAGUUUGAUGAUUGCGGAAAGCCUCACUGGAAUAAAUAAACUAGAAAGAGUUGAUAUGAUGGCAAGGUUAUUUUCAAAUCUAGGGCUUGUGAAAGAGUGUUUAGGUGAUUACAGCAAAGCCUUGGAACUACUGAAUCGAUCUAUAGGAAUAUGUAAGCAACACGACAUAUACGAACAAUUAUAUAGAGGUUAUAUUUCUAUUGCGUCUUUGUAUGAAAAACGAGGAGAGUAUAACGAUGCUAUCCGCCAUUAUAACCUUGCAAUUGAUUCAGCAAAGAAACUUAAGGGCAAUACAAAUUUAAUAUGUGCUGCUCUUUUGGUGAAAUCUGAGGCUCUCGUAAAGCUGGCGGAUUUUCACGGAGCCAAACAAGUACUGCUGAAAGCGUAUAAACUAAAAACGCCUAAUAUUAAGGAAAAGCAGACGAUAGAACGCAACUUGAGAACAGUGGCGUUGAUGUGCCGUACGGAGGAUGAGCUUGUGAGUGCAGGUGGUAAUGAAAAGGAGAGAAAGAUAUUAUACGAGAAGAUGGGCGACAACGCUUGUGACCUUAAAAUCUUCGCGAAAGCUAUAGAAUACUACAAACUAAUGUUGGAGUGCGCGGAAAAGAGCGGCGUUAGCGGUCGAGACCUGGCUUCUUGUUAUUACAGUUUAGCGGAAACGUACAAAGAUAACGGUCAGUUUUCCGAAGCCGUGGCUUACUUUGAGAGAGAGUACGCUUUAUGUACCGAUUUGAAAGAUAGCCUGAAUACUCUUAGUAACAUUGCCGACACGAAAGAGGCUGGCGGGGCUCCGAUCGGCGAAGUUAAAGAGGUAUAUGAGAGGGCAUUUGCAGAAUGUCGUCGGUGUACAAAUUUGAGGGAAGAAAAGCGCAUGAUAUUAAGGUGUAUUGCUUAUCUGAGAAGGAACAAUAACCACACCGAAACGUUUGAGUUGAAUCGGUAUCUUGACGAUCAUUUAGAAGGGGUAAGUUUAGAGGACGAUUCUUCGUCGUCUGAUAAUGAAAGUGAAGAUUCCGAGAUCAAACGUUGUACGGGAGACGACAUAAACCUAGAUAAUAUUACAGACGAUUCGGAAGAUUCCGAUAUAGAAAACCGUCAGUCUACAAGCAAGGAGGGAAUGGCCGUCGGGAAAAGGAAGAAUAGAAGCUUUGUCGUUAAGAAGAACGCCAAGGGAGAAUCUCAACUGCACGUCGCUUGCAUAAACGGUAGCACUCCCGUUGUGCAUCACCUUGUCGAACAGGGCCAUCCCGUCAAUAUCAGGGACAAUUCCGGGUGGUUACCACUGCACGAGGCUUGCAAUCAUGGAUACGUGGAGAUUGCGAGGUUUCUACUCGAUAAAGGAGCCGCUAUAAAUGACCGUGGUGGGACACACUGCAAUGGCAUAACACCGUUGUACGACGCUGCCAACAACGGUCACCUUAAAGUCGUGGAACUCCUACUAGACAGGGGGGCGUCCGCUGUUGCCAAAACGGACGACGGCGACACCCCCUUAAGCAUCCUUCAAGAGUGGCAAAGCCAGAAUCCUCUUCACGGAGGCGAUUUGGUGUUGUAUAGAUCUUUGGUCAAAAGAAUGAGCGAGGCGAUGGAAAAAGCGGGACAAAGUACGAAAACGUUGGUCUCGGGUCAGGCGCCUACCAGCCAGAGAAACGAUGUAGUCAGGGAGAGGCAAAGGGAAAGACGGUCUCAGCUUAUGGAUACUGACGAAAGUCCUGAAUAUGACGAAGGUGGGAGUUGUUCGAGUGAAACGUCUAGCUUCGACGCCACAAGUGAGUAUAUAAAAGUUAUGGGAACUCUGAGGAACAAAACUAGCAACGUUAAUAUUUCUCCCGCCACAAGACAGCGUCUCGUUUCCAAGAGAUCUGCUCUGGUCGUCGCGGAGAACGAUAUCCUGGACGAUUGGUUAGAAGACGAUCUGCAAGCAUCUAAAGUAACUAAACGAAGAAAAACAGGGACCGUCGCUUCUUUGAUCGUGCCGGCAGUUCGCGCGGUCGGCUCCAGGACUGGAAACGCCCAGAAAAAAUCCCCGUCGCCAGCAAAGAAGCGACUGAGCAGUGAAUACGAGAUCCCCGAAACCUUUUCCGACGACGAUUUCAACAACAUCAUAACCAUCGACGACAGACCGAGCCCCGUCAGGGACACAAGGCGGUCAUCCAACGACAGCAGAAGCAGCACGGAAGGCCCGAGCGGCGUUAAACGGAAGAAUCAGGCUUCCUUGCUAGACUCCGGUUUCAGCAGAAUUCGUAGCGACUCCGCCGGCGCCUCUUUUAAACGAGCGAGUAGUUUCGAGAAGAGAAACAAAUCGCAGCAGCCGAAAAUUACGUUGUUCGGACACAGGAGUUUUGUGGAAGCCGAUUCCACGACUCCUGUAUCGUCGCAGACGCAAGCGACGGCAACCGUUGAUCAAACGCAGAGUUUGCCCCCUGCCACGGGCGAUCUUAUGGUCUUUGUGGACGUUAAAGUCGAAGGGAGGAUGUUUCGGGUACCCGUGUUGUUGUCGCAGGUGCAAACGAAUACGAUCGGUUGGUUGUCGGAACAAGCAGCUAAUAAAUAUGCCAGGAAAGAGUGUUCAAGGCCGACUUUAGAGUUGGAAACGACGACAGGCGCGUUGUUGUCCGAUGAGGAUCCUUUGAGUUUACUCUUCCCUUUAGGGGCUAUGCAAGCGGAGCCCGUUGUGGGCAGGGUUGUAAAACUGAGCUUGCCUCCCUUAGUCGAUAGAUACAAGGAAGCGAGCUUACAGACGGAUACGGAAAUCGAAGCCGUACUGUGUCACAUCCUCGAAGAGGUCUCUGUGAACUUGAAUCUUUCUAAUAAGGGCAUCUUGGGCGAAUCUCUCGUUCCUCUCUGCAGAGCUCUUAGUCAUCAGACUGCCCUGCUAGAGUUGGACUUAUCAGGAAAUUUUCUCGAUACAGAUUGCAUGACGAAGCUCUGCUCCACCCUGCCUACCCUAGUUAACCUUACCGCACUGAAUUUGAGGUGCACGGGUCUCGUUUCCGCUCACCUUGCGGAACUCGUGAAAGUUUUUACCUCCGUUACGGAGCCGGUUCUACCGAAACUAUCUAGUUUAGACUUGAGCGAUAAUUUUUUGAGGGACCGAAGCUUGCAGCACUUAGCGAGAAUGACCGCUCACUUGAAAUUAACCACUUUGAAUCUUUCUAACGUCAGAUUUACGGAGGAUUUGUUCAGAGACUUCGACGAGGAGAGUUGUCGGUUGAAUCUGAGCGAUGUUCGGUAUUUGGAUAUAAGCGAUAACGGUGUUACUGUGGAGGACGUAAGAAAAUUUCUUUGGUGGACGACGAAGAGUAAAUUGUUGGGUUUGAACGUCUCCAGAAAUAGUAGAGCCGAUGAGAGCCUUUUAGGUGCUUUGGUGGAUAGUUUUCAGGACGAUAUCUGUGGAGUGGAGCUAAAAUCGUUGAAUUUGUCCAGGAGCGAUGUACAAGAAACCGAACUCUACAGUUUUUUGAGGUUGUGUUCGAGAAGUUCUUUAUUGGACAUUGACUUGUCGUAUAAUGCAAAUUUGACAGGCGUAUCGCUGCGUCGACUGUUGGAGCACUCUUCCCUGCGAAAUAUUAAUUUGAUUGGUUGCGAUAAUAUUUUGCGAUAUUUCGAUGACUGCGGUGGAUGCGAUUUGCUCGAAGGCAGCGAUGCGAACGGAGAAAAAUUGUUAAAAAUUUCCACUGACCUACAAAGUUUUCCCGGGCAGGUCGCUACCCUUAUCGAAAUGUUUAAGAGUAAAUACUCCAGUUUGUACGUUGAAAAGACUGAUAACUUUUUACUUUUGUCUUCGAAAGCGUUAGUGAGCAGGUAGUUUUUAUUCGUGAAAGAAGAAGCCUUUUUAAUAAGUUUUAUAAUAAGAUUAAUAAAAUAAUCAGUUGUC
This is a messenger RNA of Anoplophora glabripennis (Asian longhorned beetle), 4364 nucleotides long. RefSeq names its product tonsoku-like protein. Gene Ontology annotation, molecular function: protein binding. The record is from RefSeq and is a predicted model, not a curated record. The coding region runs from base 78 to 4295 and encodes 1405 amino acids. The transcript has 14 exons. Lineage: Eukaryota; Metazoa; Arthropoda; Insecta; Coleoptera; Cerambycidae.